This is a messenger RNA of Rattus rattus (black rat), 1138 nucleotides long. RefSeq names its product fibroblast growth factor 5 (gene Fgf5). The record is from RefSeq and is a predicted model, not a curated record. The transcript is spliced from 3 exons. The coding region runs from base 1 to 801 and encodes 266 amino acids. Gene Ontology annotation, cellular component: cytoplasm. Gene Ontology annotation, molecular function: growth factor activity; fibroblast growth factor receptor binding. Gene Ontology annotation, biological process: regulation of cell migration; fibroblast growth factor receptor signaling pathway; cell differentiation. NCBI's taxonomy places the organism in Eukaryota, Metazoa, Chordata, Mammalia, Rodentia, Muridae.
AUGAGCCUGUCCUUGCUCUUCCUCAUCUUCUGCAGCCACCUGAUCCUCAGCGCUCCGGCUCAAGGGGAGAAGCGUCUCACUCCCGAAGGGCAACCCGCGCCUCCUAGGAACCCGGGAGACUCCAGCGGCAGCCGGGGCAGAAGUAGCGCGACGUCUGCUUCGUCUUCUGCCUCUUCCCCAGUCGCAGCUUCUCCGGGCAGCCAAGGAAGCGGCUCGGAGCACAGCAGUUUCCAGUGGAGCCCUUCGGGGCGCCGGACCGGCAGCCUGUACUGCAGAGUGGGCAUCGGUUUCCAUCUGCAGAUCUACCCGGAUGGCAAAGUCAAUGGAUCCCACGAAGCCAGUGUGUUAAGUAUUUUGGAAAUAUUUGCUGUGUCUCAGGGGAUUGUAGGAAUACGAGGAGUUUUCAGCAACAAAUUUUUAGCGAUGUCAAAAAAAGGAAAACUCCAUGCAAGUGCCAAAUUUACAGAUGACUGUAAGUUCAGGGAGAGAUUCCAAGAAAACAGCUAUAAUACCUAUGCGUCAGCGAUCCACAGAACUGAGAAGACAGGCCGGGAGUGGUAUGUGGCCCUGAACAAGAGAGGGAAAGCCAAAAGAGGCUGCAGCCCACGGGUCAAACCCCAGCACGUCUCCACCCACUUCCUACCCAGGUUCAAGCAGUCCGAGCAACCGGAACUUUCCUUCACCGUCACUGUUCCAGAAAAGAAAAAGCCACCCAGCCCCGUGAAACCAAAGGUUCCCCUGUCGCCACCUCGCAGAAGUCCCAGCCCAGUGAAGUACAGAUUGAAGUUUCGCUUCGGAUGAUGCUCGCCCGGAGCCUUGUGGGAAACCACUCUUCUCCUCAGGACCUUCUGCAGGCAUCCUCGGAGCCCUGAAGGAAACUUUGGACACAGUGUCCAUCCACUGUGCUCGCACGAGUGGAAGUCAGGUCAUUUGUUCCGCUUUGACUGGAACUAAACUGCUUUCUAAAUUUUAAAUAGAAACAGAAGUGGGAUUCUCCGUAGCGAUCCGGGGAGCACAUCCCUUCGGAUCACUAAGGUUAUAAAGGCUUCGCGAUUAGAGGAUGUUUAGCAUCAUGGAUUUUUCAGACCGUUCAAUACCCAGGACUGUGUAUUUUUCUGACUUUUACAGAUUAACCGGA